AUGUAUCAAGACCACAUCACUACCAGCAAAUCCGAAACUUUCCACGUGAAGACUACUCCGAUACUGACGAGCAGUGUAUCGGAACACAAUGUGUACCUGACGUACGUUUGCCUCCUGAACCAGGCGAGACUCUCAUCUAGCAUGUCCGCGGAUCAAUAUGCAGCGUAUUCCUUCCAACACGCUGCUGGAACUGAUCAGGUUGACGAAGAAACAGAACCAAUACAAGUAGAGCGAUCAAAAGCUGUCCACGAACUUAGAGAAACCCACAGGAACAAAGAUAAAACCGUCCCGGGAAAGACUACAUCGCACACUACAUCCAGUGAGGACAGCGAAAAUGAUGACCGUGAUAACUACGUGAAUUACGAUCCAAAAAUUCUCAAACUCACCAAAAUGAAAUGGCUCAGUGAAGAUCGUGACGGAUCGCCAGAUUCUAGUUCGCCAUCUCUCAGUCCAGCGAGGUCAACGACAAGCUCAAACCUUAGCCAAGAUUCUGGUGACGACGUGGCCAGCCACCCGAGCCUGGACGAUAAGUAUUUGUCCACCAUCCUUCGCUUGGAUAAAGAACACAAUCUAUUUGGGCUGUCGAGUAUAGCCAUCAUUGGAGCGAAGCAAUCGAAGAAGACAAACCGUAAGGACGAUGAGAAGCCAGUGUUCCACCAAACUGCGAUAGUACAACUCUGCGCCAAAGGAUGUGGAACAUGCUGUUCAAAUGGAUGCUGCAAAUAUAAGGAUCCAUGCCAAGUUCCGUUCACAAAACCUUCAUGUCCAAAACCUCCAUGUUGCUAUCCAAAACCUCCUAGCUAUCCAAAAUCUAUGCAACCACCAUGUAUCUCCGUGAAACCGUCAUGCCUCGGCACGAAAUCGCCAUGUCAGUCGAUAAUAUGUCCACCUUCUAAGUGCGCAAACGAAUGUUGUUUCGGAAUGACGAUAAGACUGAACAGAAAACCGAGAUACGAACCUGAGCCCAUUGAAUUAACUCCUCGAAAUAGCUGUGUUCUGCAAAAACCAAUAGCAGCCAGACCAUGCACCCACUGUCCGCGAUGCCUGCCCCCGAGCUCGUGCUUCCCAUACUUGAUGCCUUGCUACUGGCCAUCACGCCCCAGCGCCCCAUGCCUCGACCCUGCUACCUGCUUCCACAAUCCACCAUGUAUGCCUCCGAGGAGACCACGACCCUGCGCGGGCAUGAAAGAAACUUGUGCUAAGGCCCCGGGUCCAUGCAUGAACGCUGCGAAGGCGGUGGGAUGUAUCAACACAUCGUGUUUAGGGAAACUUGAAGAUUUUGCGAAAGCUGUUGAAGCGAGAUAUGGCACUCCUAAACAGAAGCCGGCUUCACCUCCAGGUUCACCCAAGGCAACGAAACCGAAUACGAAAACGAAAACGUAA
Messenger RNA from Pectinophora gossypiella (pink bollworm), 1383 nucleotides. RefSeq lists its product as uncharacterized. The record is from RefSeq and is a predicted model, not a curated record. The transcript has 11 exons. Lineage: Eukaryota; Metazoa; Arthropoda; Insecta; Lepidoptera; Gelechiidae. The coding region runs from base 1 to 1383 and encodes 460 amino acids.